AUGCUCGUUAGCAUGUCAAGACAUUACGGGAGAGGUUACCACCGUCGUGGUACACCAGUUUGUCAAACAAGUUUUCCUAUCGAUAAAUUAUUCAAAGAAAAUAGCAAUAGGCCUUCCGCUGCUAGGUCUGCUGGAACUAUAGGAAAAUGGGGCAUCACGUCUUUUACGACAAUACGUAAUUCAAGUUAUGAACCGUCUUAUUCGAAAUAUAGUUCUUUUAGAAAUCAAAAUCAAAACAUUAAUAGUGGAAAUUCGUAUUCAAAUGAUGAAAACAAAGCAAAACAAGAUGGCCCUCCGAAGCCCAAAAAGUUUUUCAAAAGUAGAAAUACUGAAAUUACCGAAGAAUCUGCCGUUUCGCCUACAUCAACCGUUUUAAAUAAUGACUUAUCUAGUAAAAGCCCUGUUAAAAAGAACAAAGAAGUUGGAACAACAUCCAAAAAAGUUUACAGUUCUAAAACUCCUCCUAAAAAUAAUGAUCAAUCUCCUACUGAUGAGUAUAAGCCUCCUAUAGUUUUAAGAAUUUUCAAGGGAACAUCUUGUAUUGUAGCCGAUGGUGAAAAGGUUUCACCCACAAUAACUUCACCAACAUCACCCAAAGCCAGAUCUUCACCCACAAAACCAGAAAAAACACUCGUGUGUAAACAGGAGAAAUCUGCUACAUCAACAAGGAGUAGUAGGAGGCGUAGUUUUCAAGAUAUCUCAGAAACUGGCCCUUCAUCCCCGAAACCCAAAAGAGCUAGAAAAGAUAUAAUGAAAGAUCCUGAAAUUGAAUCCAUUAUAUCUCAACUUGUGGGUGAUAAUGAAAGUGAUGAAAAUUUAAAAACCUGUGAUAUUGUUCCUAUUGACCCUGUAAGUGCUCAAGAAAAUACAAAUCAGGUAAAUGAUGAUGCAUCAGAUGAUAGCCUUCCUUUAGCUUGCACAUCUUAUUUUGCUAAAAAAGAAAACUCAGAAGCAGAAAAUUUAGAAGAGGAUGUACAACCGGAAAAGGCUUCCGAGGAAGAGCCUGAAGUGAAAAAUGAUGAUAAUAUUGUAGAGACUAAACUUGAAAACACACUUAGUAACAUUGUGGAUAAAAUUUUAUCAUCCCCUAAAGAAAUAACAGAAAAACCUGUCGAAGUUGAAAAAGAAAUUGCCAGUGCAGUCGAACCAGAAGCACCGACAGAUGAAAAGGAUUUUGAAUCUGGGAGUGAGAGUUCUGAUACGGCAAAUCAAUGUAGUGUUACUUUAACAUCAAAAGUUGAAUCAGGAGGACUGAAAUUGGUUAUAAAGAAAACUCCGGAAACUAUUGCAGAAAAAGAACAGAACAAUUUGGAUUCUGAGGGAAAUAAGGAAGAAACAAGCACUCCGGUUAAAGUAUUGCCAGUGAAAAAAAAAAGUAUAUUUAAAAGUAGGGGAAAAGAUGAAAGCGGUAAUAGUUCUAAAAGAUUGGCACUUUACAAACAUAAUUGGAACACAUCUCAAGCUGUUGAAGCCAACAGUAAACAAACGACUCCAGCUUCAGGUUCUCAAUAUGAGCACAUAAGCGAUUUCGAUUUGGGAAGUUUAACAAGAGUUUCGAGUGAACAAUCUGAUGGGAGUAGGUCUUUGGAUGAUGUGACUAAAGUCAAAUGCGAUAGAAAGGAUAAGGGAUACUACACAGUUGUCAGAAAUGUUAAAAAAGCUCAUCAAAUUCAAGAAUCUGGAGAAUUUCAAGAAUUCAAUGAUGACGUGGAUUAUAUAUUGGAUGCGUUAAAAGACAACAAUCCAGUCGGUACGAGAUGCCUGUCUGCCAUAACUUUGGCUGGAAAGUGUAUGGCUCCUGCCUUUAGAAUGCACGUCAGAGCUCAUGGAACCGUGGCAAAAUUUUUUAAAGCAUUGCACGAUGCAACCACUGAUCAAAGUUUAGGUUUAUGCACCGCGACUGUAAUGUUUGUUCUUAGCCAAGACAGACUGAAUAUGGAUCUUGAUAGGGACAGUCUUGAGCUUAUGUUAAAUCUAUUAGAAUCCGAUGCGAGCCACAAAAACGCAUUGGAUGAUUGCGGAAUGAGUUCUGCUCAAUUGAAAAAAAACAAACAGAAAGUGAGAGAGCUUUGCGCCGAAAUACAAAAUAAAGGAUUGGCAAAGCAUCUUAAUUUAGAUAAUAUAACAGUAGGACAAUUAGCUAUGGAAACACUUUUAAGUCUGACGUCGAAAAGAGCCGGAGAAUGGUUCAAGGAAGAAUUGAGAGAACUCGGAGGUUUGGAACACAUUGUCAAAACCAUUUCAGACUGUAGUAAAUCGUUGGAAACUUACAUUAGCCAAUGGACGGAUCACUUACUGGACAGACUCCGAAAGAUUGACCGGUGUUUGAGAGUUCUCGAAAACGUGACGAGUCAAAACGAAGAAAAUCAAGUUUACCUGUUGAAAUAUCAAAAUGGAGUGUUGUUAAAAACAAUUAUUAAAUUAUAUAAAAUAUGUAACGAUGAAAUAUCCCUGUAUCCGUGCACGGAUCCGACGGAUAAAGUAUCCACCGGUUACGUCAUACGUGAAGCACUGUUGGCCACCCUGAAAGUUCUUAUUAAUCUGACUCAGGAUUAUAACAAAAAAUGUUAUUUAGUGACUGGAAGAGUCGGACUCAUAGAGUCUAGUUUGCAUUUACUUCUUCAGGUACCCAAUUACAUACCAGACGAAGAAAAAUUUGAUAUGAUUAUAUUGGAUUUGAAUCUUUUGAUCAAUUUGGUUGAAAAUAACGAAGACAACAGGAAUAUUUUAAUGGAAAGCAAAGCACCUCCCGAUCCCGAAUGCGUCGUCGAAAGAAGUUCGAGAGAACAAAUGAGCGCGAUCGGUGCUCUCGUCAAUCUUUUCUACAUCCACGAAAAAAGUGCGUACGAAGAACAAGUCGAGACUGACGCCAUUUUAGAUGGUAAAAAAGACGUGAACGAUUCAAACGAUCCAUCAUCUCAAUCAUCACAACAAUCUCAACCCAAAUCAAAAGGAGACGAAAUAGAAGAAACUGUGGCUAAACUUUUACAAAAGGCGGGUAAUCACAUGGAACACACGUUUAUCGGAGCCUACAUUGUCCUACUCAUCGGGUAUUUAAUUACCGACAAUAAGGGACACGAAGCCGUAGUACGACAGCACCUUCAUCAAGGGAAUUUCAGUUCGUUCGUUGCAGUUUUAGAAAAAUUUUAUAAUUUUAUGAAAAUGACGGCGACGGCCGUCGGUGGUCAAAGUAACAAAGCGACGGAAAGAGUUCUCAAUUAUUACAUUGAAAUUGAAAAACCGGCCAAAAAGGAAGAAAUCAAAACCGAAUCUAUCACUACUACUACUACCAAUACUACUACUAACACUACUACUAGUAGUAGUGGUGGGAGUGCAACAGAUAUAAAAUCAUCUCCACUUUACGAAGGCGUUCUCGACUACACAAUGUCUUAG
Molecule: messenger RNA, 3393 nt
Organism: Pediculus humanus corporis (human body louse)
Lineage: Eukaryota; Metazoa; Arthropoda; Insecta; Psocodea; Pediculidae
Exons: 9
Coding region: 1-3393 (1130 amino acids)
Biological process (GO): regulation of chromosome condensation
Source: RefSeq, a predicted model, not a curated record